Ictalurus punctatus (channel catfish) is the source of this 1008-nucleotide messenger RNA. RefSeq names its product SEC11 homolog A, signal peptidase complex subunit (gene sec11a). Bases 163 to 702 code for a protein of 179 amino acids. Gene Ontology annotation, molecular function: serine-type endopeptidase activity. The transcript has 6 exons. Gene Ontology annotation, cellular component: signal peptidase complex; membrane. NCBI's taxonomy places the organism in Eukaryota, Metazoa, Chordata, Actinopteri, Siluriformes, Ictaluridae. The record is from RefSeq and is a predicted model, not a curated record.
GGGGGAGUUUUCUUUGGCUUUUACUGGCUGGAGGUUGGGAAUUACAUGUUGAGACCGCGAGUUGAACGCAGUAAUAGUAGUAGAAUAAUUUUGCUAUUUUUUGAGGGACUGUCAAUAAUUGAACUAAUACUCUUUGAUUAAUAGAUAUAGUUGUUUGAUAAAAUGCUGUCUUUAGACUUUCUGGACGAUGUUCGGCGAAUGAAUAAGCGCCAGCUGUACUACCAGGUGCUGAAUUUUGGCAUGAUCGUGUCUUCGGCGUUGAUGAUUUGGAAAGGCCUGAUGGUUGUGACUGGAAGCGAAAGCCCUAUUGUAGUUGUUCUCAGUGGCAGUAUGGAGCCUGCAUUUUACAGAGGAGACCUCCUAUUCCUCACAAAUCGAGUCGAAGAUCCAAUCAGAGUGGGAGAGAUUGUGGUGUUCAGGAUCGAGGGCAGGGAGAUCCCCAUUGUACACAGAGUGCUCAAAAUUCAUGAGAAGGAAAAUGGAGACAUCAAGUUCCUGACAAAAGGUGAUAAUAACUCAGUGGAUGACCGAGGCCUAUACAAGAGAGGACAGCAUUGGUUGGAGAAGAAGGAUGUGGUGGGCAGAGCAAGAGGGUUUGUACCUUACAUAGGAAUUGUUACAAUUUUGAUGAAUGACUACCCUAAGUUUAAGUAUGCUGUUCUGUGUAUGCUGGGACUUUUUGUUUUGGUACAUCGGGAGUAAUCCUCCUCCACCAAGGACAACAUGAUAAAGCAAGGCAGUUCCAACCUUCCCAAGCCAGUUUUUGCUGGUGUUACUAUUCUGUUUUUGCACCAACAAAAAAAAGUAACCGUCAUUAAUUGCUGUUAAAGUUUAAAAUAACACUGGUAAUUUUUGUUUUUGUUUGUCUUGCUAUAGCCUUAAAAAAAAAAGUUUUUCUUUGUUCUUUCUGAUGUGCUUUCAUCAUGUUCAAGUCUCAAACCUGUUUCUACAGCUCAGACUUUUCUAUUGAAUUAAAAUUAAAAAAAAAAAUAAAAACAACUUCUCUUA